This is a messenger RNA of Sorex fumeus (smoky shrew), 2161 nucleotides long. It is a transcript of the gene LRRC14B, whose product is annotated as leucine rich repeat containing 14B. The record is from RefSeq and is a predicted model, not a curated record. Lineage: Eukaryota; Metazoa; Chordata; Mammalia; Eulipotyphla; Soricidae. Bases 41 to 1573 code for a protein of 510 amino acids. The transcript is spliced from 2 exons. Gene Ontology annotation, cellular component: cytoplasm.
AGCUCGGGGGGCACUGGGACCUCCUGCUCCUGCAGGCGCCAUGAGGACACUGCGCUUCCUGUCCACCGCGGCCCUUGUGUCCCACCCACAGGUGGCUCAGCAGAGUCUGGACUGGGUGGCCCACAGCCUGUACCCGCUCCUGUUCAAAGCCAGCUACUUGCUAGAGCAGAGUGAGGUAAUCCGUGUUCUGCUGGGCCGCUGGCCACUGGAGGAGUUCCGGCUGGAUCUGCUGCUGGCGCCGAGCACAGAGCAGCCUGAGGACCUGCGGGACCGGGCAUGCAGGGCCUGCCUGGAGGCAUGUGUGCAGGGCCUGGCUGACCAUGUUCUCCGGGAUGGGGAGCAGGGGCUGCGCCUGGUGGACCUCACAGGACUCCGGGAUGUGCAGGUGCAGCAGUGUCCCUGUGGGCAGGCGCUGGGCAGAUGGGGCCGCACCGAACUGCUGGCCAGGACCUGCUGUGCACUGCAGGUUGAGCCUCGGGCUGCCCCGGUCCCCAUCCAGGUCCUGGCCGACAUCUUUGUCACCGAGGGUAAUUUCCAGGUGGUGGUGCAGGCCCUGGCACCCCAGGGAGCUUCACCCCUGCAAGUGUGCUGCGUGUCCCUGCGGGCAGAUAGCCUGGACCCAGGGCCACUGCUGCAGGUACUACGCCUGGCAGGGCCGGGCCAGCUGCGCCGGCUGCAGGUGGUCCACAACGUGCGGCUGCACACCGGCCACGUGCAGCAAAUGCUGGCCCAGGUUGGCCUCCCCCAGCUGACUGCACUCACCCUGCCCGCCAAGGCCUUGGAUGCACCCCCCGCCCACACCCUGGGCCCCGAUGGCAAGGACCCCCUCUUCACUUCUAUCUCCCAGGCACUCGGCCGGAUGGCCCAACUUACAGAGCUGAGUGUGGCCUUCUCCACACUGACUGGGAAGAUCCAGCAGCUGCUUGGCCCCCUGCAGACCCCGCUGAAGGUACUGGAUCUGGCCAGCUGCUCCCUGAACCACGCAGACAUGGCCUUCCUGGCUGACUGUGCCCAUGCUGCCCACCUGGAGGUGCUAGACCUCAGUGGGCAUAGCCUGGUGAGCCUGUACCCUUCAUCCUUCUUCAGGCUGCUGCGCCGGGCAGCGCCCACCUUGAGAGUCCUCACCCUGGAGGAGUGUGGUAUUGAGGAUGGCCACGUAAGCAUACUAAUCUCAGCCCUGGACCCCUGCCACCAGCUUCAGGAGCUGCGCUUCCUUGGGAACCCGCUGUCUGCCCAGGGCCUGCGGCGUCUUUUCUCUGCUUUGGGGGAGCUGCCACGGCUGCGAUGGGUGGAGUUCCCAGUGCCCAAAGACUGUUACCCGGAGGGCACAGCCUACCCGCAGGAUGAACUGACUGCAUCAAAAUUCGACCAGCACAAAUACGACAUGAUUGCGCAGGACCUGCAUGCCCUGCUGCUGCGGGCCGGCCGCGAAGAUAUCCAGGCCUCCACGCCACUCUAUGGGAGCUUCGAUCCUGACAUCCAGGAAACCAGUCGUGAGCUUGGGGCCUUCUUGCUACAGGCUUUCAAAACUGCUCUGGAAAACUUCUCUAGAGCACUGAAGCAGAUGGAGUAGCAGCACUGCAAGCUGGAGCAUAGCCUGGAGACGUCAUGCAGAGCGUCACAGAGAAGAGCUGCCUGCAGGCACUGCCAGGGAGCUUGGCUCUCUAGCGCAGGCAGCCCCCGAGUACUGGGUGGCAGGAGCCUGAAGAACCAGAGUAGUCUCUGGGUCAUGGAACCUGGGAAAGGGGGACAUUCAGUGUUGGCUGCAUGUGAGGGGAGGGAAUGAGAGAACACGUGGAAGGUGGUGGAAGAGAAGACAUGAGAACACAUCUCUGUGCUAGCCCUGAGUGCAGGCCACCUGCCAACCUGAGACCCAGCCCUCCUCAGGCCCUGCACAGAGACAGAGGCAGACACAAGGGAUAGCAGGCAGCUGCUGGCUCAAAGGGAAAACAGCAGUAUGGCGGUUGACCCCCUUCUGCUGCCCCAUUUCUGUUUCCCCAAGACAAGUCUUGCAAUGCCACUGUGCUCUGGCCAGGCGAGCCCCAUCCUUUGUGGGGAUGCAGCUGACUGCCCGCAGGCGGGGGCCACACCUGUGUACGUGUUUUCUAUCACACCUGGUCUGUGAGCUGAAGGCCAGCAUAAGCAAACCCUAAUAAACACA